Molecule: messenger RNA, 2938 nt
Organism: Brienomyrus brachyistius
Lineage: Eukaryota; Metazoa; Chordata; Actinopteri; Osteoglossiformes; Mormyridae
Gene: folr
Product: folate receptor
Exons: 5
Coding region: 1633-2355 (240 amino acids)
Cellular component (GO): external side of plasma membrane
Molecular function (GO): signaling receptor activity
Source: RefSeq, a predicted model, not a curated record
CGUGUUCUGUGUUUUUGCACGUGAAUGACCGUUUCCGGUAUGAGGUGCGUCCGAAAAACAUAACGGGAGGUUGUGCGUUUCAGAGUGUAGAUGUGAAGUGUAUCGCUAUCCCAAGUUAACGGUUCACUUCUAGGGUUGUCACUUUUGUGAAUAACCGGGACAUUCAGACUUUUUUCUUGAGUGGGCGAUGAAACCAUUUUUGCAAAUAUUUUAUGUUAAUAUUUGUAAGGACUACCUCUUACCUAUAUUUGUCCUGACGCAGACGCAGUUGCACUCACUCUGGACUGCUUUGUCUGCUGUUAUCCGUUUCUACGUUAAAUGCGGGUUUUUUGUUUUAACGAGUAAAUAUAGGCCAACAUGGUAUAGCCUAAUUAUAAUCUAUUAUAAAACCUAACCCUAAUAAGAAAUGCAACCUUUUAACUUGAUGAAUUUGGACAGCCUAACACUAACAUUUCUCAGUCCUUUUGUAUAUAUUUAAUCCAUUUUGCUGUCUGCAGAAGUCACUGCUGUCCUUCAAUGAUUGCUUUAAACUCCAAGCAUUAUCAUUAAAAGUUGCUAAGUAAUUAGAUAAGCUUCGUAUUUCCGCUACCAAUCAGAUAAAAAAUAUAGACGCGGUCUAUAUAAUAAUUAAUUAAACCAUUUACGGACGCAGAAUAAACAUGACCAGGAAGACAAAAGAAUAGCGGUAGAAGGAAACCAUGUUAAGCUUUAUUUGAAAUUGUAAAUCAGAUGUACAUUUUCUCAAAAACCUGGGACAAUUCGUGUCCCGGGAAAAAUUUUCUGGGACAAAUGCUCAAAAAAAUGGCAAUACCGGGAAUCCGGGAGAGGUGAACACGACAUUAAUAUCGGAAAGACUACGCAUCUGGUGUGACUCUCACGCUUACGCAAAACAUCUUAUGGCAAAUCUGUAUUAUUGCAUUAUAAACCCAAAAUUACCUACACCAAAAGCUUUGGGUAGUUUGUAAACCGUACAGACUAUUUACAAGGUAAUAAAACACAUGUAAAUGCGUGUGCAGACUUGUCUCAAAUUUAAAAUGUCACGCCAGCCAGCUGACCAAAGUUGGCAACCCUGUUUAUAUCUAGAAGUAGACUUUCCGAUUUGUUCACAUUUUUGUAGUUUUGUUUAAUAUAUAUGUACCAUUCUGCGGUUUGUUUAAUAUGUAUACUAUUAAAUGCUAUCAAUCAACAUGUCAUAUGAAGCCCUCACUAGGAAAAUCGGUUUUGGAUUUACAGUAAAAACGUCGUGUUAUAAUAAUCAUUGUAGUGUACUCUGCUUGUAAUGGUCCUGGCCUGUAAGUGCUUCCGACCCGGUAAUAUUGUUUUCGUACAACAUUCACUCUGCGACUAAAGAAAUCCAAGGAAAACCUGAAAACUAUUCGUUUAACUUAACGUCUGACCUUGCUGUGACAAUAACGAGACUUUGCCCUCUCAUAACACACUCAAGCGAUAUAUGUACCUUGUUUUCUUGCAGCAGUUCGGGAGAGAGAAAAUACUUGCUUACCUGACUUACGGCUUCUCUAAAAUAUAUUUAUAUUUGGAAUAAUUUCUGUGAAAAUUUUAUUCAUUUGAGUGUUUCAGCUGUAGUGAAGAUCGGUUAGCCUUCAGGUUUCUGCAGUUCAGAGACGAAGAACUAUGUUAUCUGUAACUUUGUCGCUGGCCUUGGUGUCCAUGGCCGUAUCUCAGAAGGACCUGCUGAACAUGUGCAUGAAUGCCAAGCAUCACAAGACAGAUCCGGGGCCAGAAGGUGUCCUGUACAAGCAAUGCUCACCCUGGAAGGAUAAUGCCUGUUGCACAGCCAACACUAGUGAACAGGCUCACAGUGACAACUCCUACCUCUACAACUUUGAGUGGAACCACUGUGGGAUUAUGUCAGAAGCCUGCAAGAAGCAUUUCAUCCAGGACACCUGCUUCUAUGAGUGCUCCCCUCACCUCGGGCCUUGGAUCCAGAUGGUUGACCAGAGCUGGCGAAAGGAACGGAUACUGGACGUGCCUCUGUGCCGGGAGGAUUGCGAGACUUGGUGGGAGGACUGUAAGGGUGACUUCACCUGCAAGGAAAACUGGCAUGUCGGCUGGAACUGGACUACAGGUAGGAAUAGGUGUCCCUCUGGUUCCACCUGCCAGCUGUUCAGCACUGUGUUCCCCACGGCUCAGGACCUGUGUGAGAAGAUCUGGUCCAAUUCAUACAAGUACAGCACCUACACCAAAGGCAGCGGCAGAUGCAUGCAGAUGUGGUUCAGUGAGGGGACAAACCCUAACAAGCAGGUGGCGGAAUAUUACAUCAGAAAUGUUUCGCCAGUCAUGGUAGCUACCACUGCACUCUUGUUUGCAGCAUUAUUACUGACAAUGUUUUUCUAAAUAAAAUUCUUUAUACAUAGAUCACACAGAAAUCAUGCAGUGUCUCACUUUUUCCACAUCUUCUAUGUACAAACUUAAAUGAUGCAAGAUAUCCGUCUUUCCUGACGGACACCGUUACUUUAAAUUUCCCAAUGUACCGUACUGUGAACACCUUGUUCACAAGCUUCCUGGGGAGAGAUUAUAUCGUGAUUAAUUUCACAGUCGCUUCCGGAGCAUAGGAGAGACACAUAAUUAAUUUCCUGAGCCUCUUACUCUGCUUAGUCUCUUAGCUUCUUCGACAUGCAUCAUUCAUUUAUGCCACUAUCCACAUCACAUGUGCAAUAUGUGAGAUUGUUAGCACAAUUAUCUUGUUAUUGUAUUGUCUUGGUUUGUCUUUUCUUUUGAUUGUCUGUUUUUAGGUAAAUUUCCCUGCUGUGGAAUCAAAGUCUUAUCUAGCUCCUGAAAUGCCUUUGAGAUGUCUAAUUAAUCAUCUUUCCAUCGUAAACAUGCAAGUGUGACCAAUUGUACCAUUAAAACUGAAUUAGAACAUCUGGAAGUGUGUAGGACAAAGAAAUAAUAAAAAAAAGCUUUCCAUGUGUGAGAA